This is a messenger RNA of Bactrocera dorsalis (oriental fruit fly), 1598 nucleotides long. RefSeq lists its product as uncharacterized. The record is from RefSeq and is a predicted model, not a curated record. The transcript has 3 exons. NCBI's taxonomy places the organism in Eukaryota, Metazoa, Arthropoda, Insecta, Diptera, Tephritidae. The coding region runs from base 904 to 1524 and encodes 206 amino acids.
UAAAAUGUAAAUAAUUAUAGUGGGACAGGUUAAUCGAUCCAAUUCUUAUAAUAUAUACUUCCAAAAGAUCCGUUUAUGCAUAUGUAUUUUACAGAUAUAUUUAGUAAAAUCAUGAACUUUAUUAACUAUAUGUGACAGCAUUAACGGUGUAUGAAUUUGUAAGCCAGUGCGACAUAAAUGAGGUUAUGAGUAAGAAUAUCAUGAAUCUUUUUGUUUAUAUAUUAAAUUUGUAACACGUCGGAGACCCUGUAACAUAUGUAUAUUCAUAAAUGAUCAGCGUGACGACCUGAGUCGAUUUAGCCAUGUCCGUCUGUCUGUCUGCAUAUGCGAAACUAAACUCUUUUUGAGAUAUCGAUCUGAAAUUUUGCACUUGUACUUGUACGGAAAACAUUUUCAUUCGACGAGAUAUAUUCACCAAAUUAGGCAUGGCUUAUUGCCUAAGGCAAUGGUUAAAUCUCCGAACAAAUUGUAUUCGUACAGAUAGGACAACAUAGCAUAUAGCAGCCAUACAAACUGAUCGAUUGAAAUCAAUUUCUUGUAAGGAAUAUUUUGUAUUUGUGAAGGGUAUUAAAGCUUUGAUGCAGCAAAGUAAACAUUUUUUUUCUUUUUUUUGUUUUUAUUAGUAACGCUUUUAUUCUGUGCUCCAAUUUUCCAGUCUGCUUAGCGAAGUGCUAGUGUUGUGAACUUCAUUUUUAAUUGGUGUCAGCUAACUUGUGUUUGCUUCCUUAAAAUGUUGCCUCAGGCAUUUUUUUAAUGUGUCUCUUACUUUAAUAGUUUUAAAGAUUUCGUUUUUGGACCGUGACAGAGUUGAAUGCUUUUCCCAAUUAUCGCACCAUUCGUGAUUAGCAAAUAGAUGUGUAUAUUCAGUCUCAGAUAGCUUCUUGGCGGUUUAGGUGCAACAAAAUGUUUUCUUUGCGCAAAAGAGUCUUGUUACUCAUAUGCUUCCUGCAAACUUUAAUAAUACGCCCGUCAUAUACAAUGGAGAAUUCGCCUGAUAGUCUAGAAAAGGAAAUGUUGACUGACUGUCUUAUGCAACUGAACAUAUCAGAAUUGUUGCGACUUCAGCGUUCAUUGGAAAGACUACCGGAACUUCAUGAGAAGGAAGAUUUUGAAUCAAACGUAAAUAAUGAAUUUAACAAAAGUACGAACGAUUCGGGAGUUUGUGAUUCGUCUAAAGAAAAUAAUAAAAAUAGUACUUGUGUGAGUCCACAAGCCUUACCGUUAACCGCCGAAAAACGUGGCUACGAACAUCAUCCUUGGCAACCAGAGGAAAAGCCUUCUAAAUUGCAAACUUUAUUCCAUAUCACCAUUACGGCGUUGGCCUUUCUCUCCUUUGGCGGAUAUCUGCUUUGCCUUAUUGUGCAAGCUAUAAGGAGCAAAGGCACAACCUACUUUCACCCUGCUGCAACUACUGCGGUGACUAACACAAAUGGUGGAGUUAAAAGAAUAAAAAUUUAUCGACGUAGUCGCAGAAGAGUACACUCUACGCCGAAUGAAGUGCAUGCAUACAUGGCUUAUUAUUAGCCACACAUAUUAUAUUUUUAUUGCUCUUUUAUAUGUAUUAACCGUUUGUAAUAUCAGCUGAUAAGCAGCAAAUU